AUGGACAUCGAAACUACUGAGUCAGACAGCUUCGUCAACUACGUACUAGUGGUUGUUGUCCUCAGUGCUGCCACCUACCUUGUGAGGAGGUACUUCAAAGGCGCUCAGUUCACCGAGCGUGUGUCGGCUAAAGGACUUGUGGCUGUGGUGACGGGCGCAAACAGUGGUAUUGGACUGGAAACUGUGCGAGGGCUAAAUCUUGCUAAAGCCAAGGUUUGUGCUAGGUUUAACCUUACUACCUCUUAA
This is a messenger RNA of Haemonchus placei, 246 nucleotides long. The record is from the annotation of a GenBank genome assembly. Lineage: Eukaryota; Metazoa; Nematoda; Chromadorea; Rhabditida; Trichostrongylidae.